Molecule: messenger RNA, 375 nt
Organism: Trypanosoma cruzi
Lineage: Eukaryota; Euglenozoa; Kinetoplastea; Trypanosomatida; Trypanosomatidae
Exons: 1
Coding region: 1-375 (124 amino acids)
Biological process (GO): protein folding
Cellular component (GO): cytoplasm; prefoldin complex
Source: RefSeq, a predicted model, not a curated record
AUGUCUAUUCUUAAGGGAAAAGAAGUGGAGGUCACGGAAGACGAUCAACACCGCAUUUGUCUUUUUGCGCGUCUGCAUCGCCGUCGUCGGGAGCUGGUGGCCGAACUCUCUAGGCGUAAGGAGGAGAUAGUGAGGCUUGGCGACGCAGCAGACGAACUGAUGAUCACUGACAAUGCCAUGUAUCUUUUCGGCGAGACCUUCAUGGAGACCGACAAUGACGAGGCAGAGGAAUGGCUGGAAAAGGAAAAGGGUCGCUUGCAGACGGAGCAGGAGGCGGCGGAAGCGGAGCUGAAAUUGGUCGAAGUCGCGUUGGGCGAAUUAAAGGCUAACUUGUAUGCGUCACUGGGCAGCCAGGUGUACCUGGAAGACGAAUGA